AUGAUUUUGAAAAGUGAAGAGCAGCUACUACCAAAUAUUCAACUCUCACUUUCAUCAGGUUUGAAAGUUGAACUGACUGUCGAAGAAGCCGGGUUGAAUUACGAAGAUGAUGUUGGCAAGAAGCAGCACACCGAACCAACUACUACAUUCAACAAGUUCAUCAGCCAAAUUGACUCGAGCCUUAUUUACGACACAAUAUAUGAAGACGUUGACCACGAGAAUGACAAUGACAAUAAAUUUGUCCUCGAUAAUCCUAAUACACCCAAGACUAAUAACUCUUUCUUCAACAUUAUUGCUAAACAAUGCAGGCAAUUAGGGAAUGUUCCUCCAUGGAGUACUUUUCUUUCAACAGCGGGAACCAAUACCGCUGUUUGUUUAACUCUCUUUUAA
Messenger RNA from Helobdella robusta, 390 nucleotides. RefSeq lists its product as hypothetical. The coding region runs from base 1 to 390 and encodes 129 amino acids. NCBI's taxonomy places the organism in Eukaryota, Metazoa, Annelida, Clitellata, Rhynchobdellida, Glossiphoniidae. The record is from RefSeq and is a predicted model, not a curated record. The transcript has 2 exons.